Molecule: messenger RNA, 915 nt
Organism: Aspergillus bombycis
Lineage: Eukaryota; Fungi; Ascomycota; Eurotiomycetes; Eurotiales; Aspergillaceae
Exons: 2
Coding region: 1-915 (304 amino acids)
Source: RefSeq, a predicted model, not a curated record
AUGGUCCUUGCUACAAUGGCCGCCGCGCUCACUGCACCGGUCUAUAUAGACUAUAAUGAGUUCUUUAUAAAUAAAAGCAACAUCCUGACGGUCCCCUAUGAAGAUGUUACUGCCGCUUUCAAGACACCUGUCUCUAUCUACUCCACAGCUGUAGAUGGCUUCGACUGGACACAGCCGUAUCCGGGCUCCCGCAAAGACGGACACACGGCAUACCUGGAGGUCGCCCAGGAAAUGCCCUUGUCUGAGUCUAUCGUGCAAAAUGCAACCACGGUGUUGUCAUCAUUGACGUUUGGUAUCCCCGACAGCAUGAGCUCUGGCGGCCAGCCACUGGCCAUGGAUCCUUCAUGGUACAUCUGUCGCCACGUCUUCAUCUCGACCAGUCCCGAGGCGAAGCUGGCCGUCGACAGUGGCAGCAAAUGCGAUUUCUUAUCUCGGAUAUGUCAGGAUGAUCUUAGGACUAGCCUGACUCAGGAUUGGGGGAAAGCUGCUAAUGGCACCAUGUGCUCGGCGCUUGGCUUCGACCCCAUACCGCGGAGUUGUAAGGACUCGUUUGGCUUCGCGCGCCAGGAUGUCAUGGACUUUGACGCCGCCUUCCUCGCAAAUACUACCCUGGCCCCGGCACAGACGAGCAAGGAGCAGCAGCAGUACAGCUGGCGUAUUGGCACCGGGUAUCACGACCCUGGCGAUGCUCGCGCCUACGCCUUGGCCGCCAAUCGUACUUACCUCGUCGCUACCGUUUGGGGCUACAGCGAGAGUUCAAUGACCAUACAGGUCCCCGAGCACGACCGCGACUACGGCAUCGGCGUCUUCAUCUGCCGCGAGCCCAACGCUAAGACCGGCCUGGAUAGCUACAACAGGUGCUAUGCUGGUAGCAGCAACGGACUUGCCAUACUCGGCCGCACUGUCAACAAUUGA